Molecule: messenger RNA, 1526 nt
Organism: Cladophialophora immunda
Lineage: Eukaryota; Fungi; Ascomycota; Eurotiomycetes; Chaetothyriales; Herpotrichiellaceae
Exons: 3
Coding region: 564-1454 (296 amino acids)
Molecular function (GO): oxidoreductase activity
Source: RefSeq, a predicted model, not a curated record
UGGCAUUGGACACGGGGCUGGUAAGUCAUUGAGCUUCACGUUGAUGGGGAUAUCCUCGGUACUCUUCAAGUCUUGAGUGGACAGCGUUAUUCACGCCAGUCCACACUCCAUCCAGUCAAUCAAGAUAACAAUCCAGAGGUUCCUUUCGAGACGACAUCCUAAUACACCGCCCGAGAAAACCAGAAAGGACGACAAAGACCCUCUUUGUGAAGCAGGCACGAUAUCGGACAGUGAAGGACUACUGAGGGAGGCAUCUCAGCCAAUUUCGACACCCAGAACACGAGCUCUAACAGAAGGGGCCAGACGAAGCACAAGUCCCUGACCUUUCCACCCACGAAAGCGACAAGGUCCCACGCGAUACAUUUCCAGUCACGCACACUUCGUUGGUCACUUUGCUUUCUCAUCCUUUAUCUCUCUCUGUCACCCCUUGGAAAGGGGACUGAGCGCUUGAUUCGAGCAGGGGGGAAAGAAAGGGAUCCAGGCCGUGGGAUUCUCGUGAUAACACCCUUCUUUUUAUUUCGUUCGUCAGAGGUAAAGGGAAGAGGGAAAAGCGUUGCUUUGCAAUGGCGGCGAUCAAGGACUUUGAAAGCCUGUUCAGGCUGGAUGGAAAAAUCGCCGUCGUUACUGGUGGCUCCCGCGGCAUCGGGCUCUACUGCGCGACCGCCUUCCUGCAGGCCGGCUGCUCCAAGGUGAUCAUCACGGCGCGCAACGCCGACAACCUCGCGCAGGCGGUGGGCCAGCUCAACGCGCUGCCCAACAUCCGCGGCAAGGCCGUGAGCAUCCCGGCCAACGUGGGCCACACGGACCAGAUCGAGCAGUUUGUGCGGGACGUGCAGGCCGAGAUCGAGAAGGACGAGAGGCCCGGCCGGGGGCUGGACAUUCUCGUGGCCAAUGCGGCGGCGAGCUGGGGCGGGCCCUUUGAGAGCUUCGAGGACUGGAAGAGCAUCAAGACGCUGGAGCUGAACGUGAGGGGCGUGUUUAAUCUGUGCAGAUUAAUGGUCCCAUUGCUCGCCAGCGCCGCGACGCCCGCGGACCCGUCGCGGAUCCUGAUCACGUCGUCGGUCGGGGGCAUCAUCGUGCCGCACGUGGGCGACCGCGGGGCAAUCAUGUACUCGGUGUCCAAGGCGGCGGCGCACCACCUGGGGCGCAACCUGGCGCUGGAGCUGGUGCCCCGGAACAUCACCACCAACAUCAUCGCCCCGGGCUUCUUCCCCAGCCGCCUGGCCAACCCGCAGAUCGACUACCUGGGCGGCGAGGACGUCGUGGGCCUGCAGAACCCCAUGGGCCGCCUGGGCCGCCCCGACGACAUCGCCGGCCUGGUCGUCUACCUGUGCAGCCGCGCCGGCAGCUACGUCAACGGCGAGGACAUCUCCCUCGACGGCGGCGCCCGGCUGAGGGUCGGCACCCACCCGGGCAGCCUGGACGCCAGGGGCAAGGGGGCCAGUAAACUGUAGAUGACAGGGUGGAUAGACCAAGGUCCAUAAAAAAGUCGAGAUUAGACGAGAGCGAAGAGGUGUAAUGAAUCG